Messenger RNA from Olea europaea var. sylvestris, 1427 nucleotides. Its product is annotated as coiled-coil domain-containing protein 25. The transcript is spliced from 6 exons. NCBI's taxonomy places the organism in Eukaryota, Viridiplantae, Streptophyta, Magnoliopsida, Lamiales, Oleaceae. The coding region runs from base 605 to 1123 and encodes 172 amino acids. The record is from RefSeq and is a predicted model, not a curated record.
CCCAAGUCAUAAAACUCGGCCAAAAGGGUACUUGUCAAUUCUCAAUUGGAAAUUUUGGGGAAAGUUUUCGAAACCCUAGAGAGAAAUUGAAGAGAUGGUUUUCUACUUCAAGGCUCGACCGGAAGCCGGCGACUACACGAUAUUUAUGGGCCUUGACAAGUACGAGAACGAAGAGCUUAUCAAAUAUGGUUUCCCCGAAGACAUUUGAUGGAAGACCGAUGAAUCCUAGCCUCCAGCACUACAUCAUUUAACAAUAGAAGGCCAUUAGAGUCUUGAGCAUGUGCCCAUGUGCAAGCUCGCAUUAAUAAUAAAUCUGUAAAGAGGGUACAGGAGUUUGGACAGAUGGUGAGAUUUCAGAUGACAGAAAUAUGGAAUGGAGUGGAAAUCUACUAAUUAUCAAAUCCAUAGAUUUUAAGGAUGGCGCUUGAAUCCCGAAUCCAGUCCAAGUUGGUAUCUAAACAAGUAGAAAGGAUUUGUGCAACGGUUUUGAAAUCCACUGGUUUCAAAUCCUUCACCAGAUGGACACUUAUUAUGUUGUUUCUGUUAAUUAACUUUGAGAGCUUUCUUGAAAGCCAUUGUUUUGUGCAGGUUCCAUGUGGAUAAAAUGUCUUCUGCCCAUGUUUAUCUGAGAUUGCACAAGGGUCAAACCAUUGAUGAUAUAUCAGAAGGUGUAUUGGAAGAUUGUGCCCAACUAGUUAAAGCAAAUUCUAUUCAAGGAAACAAAGUAAACAAUGUUGACAUUGUUUAUACCCCCUGGCAGAAUCUUAAGAAAACUGCUUCGAUGGAUGUUGGGCAAGUUGGUUUCCACAACUCAAAAAUGGUUCGAACGGUGAGGGUGGAAAAGCGAAUAAAUGAGAUAGUUAACCGGCUAAACAGGACAAAGGUGGAAAGGACACCUGAUCUGAAAGCUGAACGAGAGGCAGUCAAUGCGGCUGAAAGAGCAGAGAAGAAACAGCAUAUCAGAGAGAAGAAACGGAAAGAAGAGUUGGAAAGGCUCGAAAAGGAGAAACAAGCUGAAUUAAGAAGCUACAAAAAUUUGAUGGUAGCUGAGAAGAUGACAUCUAACAAGGAUAUAGCAUCAACUAAAAAGUCCCUGCAAGAACUUGAAGAAGACUUCAUGUGAUUGCUAAACAAUUGGACGGUGUUGCUCCUUAUUACAUAAUAUGAGAAUCAUAAUCACUGGGAAAGGACUGAAGAUCAAGGAAGAGAAAUGAAGGGUAAUUUUUCAAAUUUUGUGUACUAUCGGACAUAAAUACGAGCCUCAAUUAAAUGAGAGUGUCGGUAUUGAACUCUUGAAUUGUGUUGGUGAAAUCUCUGGAAAGUCAGAUUUGCAGUUUGAGAAAGUAUUUUCUUGAAAUUGAAUAAUCAAUAAUUAAAUAUUCAGCUCGCGAUGUGAUAACAAUGAUAUAUGUACAAUUGCUAUUCCA